This is a messenger RNA of Siniperca chuatsi (mandarin fish), 5994 nucleotides long. Its product is annotated as bone morphogenetic protein receptor type-1A-like. The record is from RefSeq and is a predicted model, not a curated record. The coding region runs from base 804 to 2480 and encodes 558 amino acids. NCBI's taxonomy places the organism in Eukaryota, Metazoa, Chordata, Actinopteri, Centrarchiformes, Sinipercidae. The transcript has 13 exons. Gene Ontology annotation, molecular function: ATP binding; SMAD binding; transforming growth factor beta receptor activity, type I. Gene Ontology annotation, biological process: protein phosphorylation; BMP signaling pathway; dorsal/ventral pattern formation. Gene Ontology annotation, cellular component: plasma membrane; signaling receptor complex.
UUUGAGCCACAGAGGGAUCCGUCGUGUCAGGCACAGACGAUCUUUGUCGGGCUGGCGUUCGCUCUCCUCCAUCACCGAGCAGCCAAACCGCAGACCCGACUGUGAGCGGAGAUCCGCGGAGUACGGCGCUCAAAGUACUGCUAGAAAACGCUGGGAAAUUACGGCUUUUUCUCUUUCUGUUUGUCCCGUUCUUCUGGUGGGACUUUGGACUUGAAAGGGCGAAACAGCGUCGACGGGAGUGCCGAGUCCGCGGGACAAAAUAAAGACAGAAAGCCAAACAAAGAGUUCUUCCCGUGAUGUUUCCUUCUCCGGUCUGUCUUCAGUUGAAGGUCAAAGCAGCCUCCACGUACAGCGGCUCCAGUUGUCCUUUAAUGGUCGGCGGUUAUGAUGUUGGUCCGAUGUGACCGGCUUCCUCUGCUUCGAGACUACAUUUCCCAUGGAGCCGUGCACCGACAUGCACACUGUUCUACCAUGGAGUCACCAGUCAGGGUUUUGGACCCAAAGAGCCAGUGAGACAGAAGAGGACCUGAUAUUGUGACCCGAUCACCCUCCAAACCUCAACCCCAUCCUGUCGUCCCCCCCCCUUCUCCAUCCCUCCUGCUUGUCCUCCGGCCGACCAUCCUUCUCUCUCCGACCUCCUCCCGACUCCCCGACCCCUGCUGCGGAUUCAAGACUUUUCAGGACUUGAGCGUCUCCCCUCAGUCCAACACGCUGAUCAGCUGACCAGAAGCUCCUAAUCGCAGAGCCACGCGGCCCAGUGUGGUCCCAGUUCAGGUCCCGUCUCGGUCCAGUCCUGCUGCAGGAUGGCAGGUCUACCGUUCUGUCUGGCUGUGAUGGCCGCCGCUCACCUGCUGACCCUCAGAGCUGAUGCUGCAGGUCAGAACCCGGACCACGUCCUGCAGGGGACGGGGGUGAAACCUGAGGCUCGGCGGCUCGGUGAGGACUCGACCAUCGCGCCAGAGGACGCUGCCCGUUUCCUCAGCUGCUACUGCUCCGGACACUGUCCCGAGGACACCACCAACAACACCUGCCAGACCAACGGUCAGUGUUUUGCCAUCAUCGAGGAGGACGAGCACGGUGAGGCCGUCCUCACCUCCGGCUGCAUGAAGUACGAAGGUUCACACUUCCAGUGCAAGGACUCUCCCAACGCUAAGACCAGGAGGACGAUCGAGUGCUGCAACACCGACUUCUGCAACAGAGACCUGCAGCCCAACCUCCCCCCGCAGGCUCCCUCCGGUAACAUUCACGCCCCCGAGAGACUCAGGUGUUUAUCAGGUGAACGUAGGCCCGCGUUAACCACAGCGUUUUGUUGUUUUUCCCGGAUGUUUCCAGAAGGAAGCCCCCACUGGCUGGCCUUCCUCAUCUCCAUGACGGUCUGCUGCUGCACUCUGAUCUGUGUCACCGUGGUCUGUUAUUACAGGUACAAGUGGCAGAGUGAGCGUCAGCGGUAUCACAAGGAUCUGGAGCAGGAAGUCUUCAUCCCUGCUGGAGAGUCGCUCAAAGACCUCAUCCACCAAUCACAGAGCUCCGGCAGCGGAUCUGGGCUCCCCCUGCUGGUGCAGCGGACCAUCGCCAAGCAGAUCCAGAUGGUGCGUCAGAUCGGCAAGGGGCGGUACGGCGAGGUGUGGCUGGGCCGCUGGAGGGGAGAGAAGGUGGCCGUCAAAGUCUUCUUCACCCGAGAGGAAGCCAGCUGGUUCAGAGAGACGGAGAUCUACCAGACCGUCCUGAUGAGACACGAGAACAUCCUCGGCUUCAUCGCAGCCGACAUCAAAGGCACCGGCGCCUUCACGCAGCUCUUCCUCAUCACCGACUACCACGAGAACGGCUCUCUGUACGACUACCUGAGGCUGACCACGCUGGACACGCAGACCCUGCUGCGGCUGGCGUUCUCCGCCGCCUGCGGCCUCUGCCACCUGCACACCGAGAUCUACGGCACGCAGGGCAAACCGGCCAUCGCCCACCGAGACCUGAAGAGCAAGAACAUCCUGAUCAAGAAGAACGGCGCCUGCUGCAUCGCCGACCUCGGCCUCGCCGUCAAGUUCAACAGCGACACUAACGAGGUGGACGUCCCUCUGAGCACUCGGGUGGGGACGAGGCGCUACAUGGCCCCCGAGGUCCUGGACGAGAGCCUCAACAAGAACCACUUCCAGGCUUACAUCAUGGCCGACAUCUACAGCUACGGCCUCGUCAUCUGGGAGAUGGCGAGACGCUGCGUGACCGGAGGUAUCGUGGAGGACUACCAGCUGCCGUACUAUGAGAUGGUGCCCUCUGACCCCUCCUACGAAGACAUGCUGGAGGUGGUGUGUGUUAAAGGACUGCGGCCCACGGUGUCCAACCGCUGGAACAGCGACGAGUGCCUUCGGGCCAUGCUGAAGCUGAUGUCAGAGUGCUGGGCCCAUAACCCCGCCUCCCGCCUCACCAUCCUGCGAGUCAAGAAGACGCUCGCCAAGAUGGUGGAGUCCCAGGACAUCAAGAUCUGACCGCCCUCUUCCUCCUCGUCCUCGUCCUCGUCCCACCUCCGCCGGAUUCACCUGAACCCAGAACACCCUGGACCUGAUCGGACCGGCUUCCCCAGGCUCAGUGCAUCACCCUUCAUCAGGAGGAGGAAGAGGAGGAGGAGAAGUUGGGAGAUUUUUUUUUAAAAAAAGGGACCCGUCACAGGGCUGAACUGUGCGUCUCCUCCUUCCUCCAUCUUCAGUCUGUCUGCAGCCUGGAAACAAACAUGGAGUCCUUCCUCCUCCUCUUCCUCUGCCGAGCGGCUCGUAGGGAGCGAGACAGUUUGACGCUUUCUGUGAAAGCCAAAACGAGACGAUAAACGUAAUUUUGAUGACGACUUCCUGUGGAGGGGAGGGGAGGGGAAGGGGGCUCGUUGCGAAUGAACGGAGAAAAGUUUGAAACCUCUUUUGGUUUUUUUUUUUUUUUAAGGAGCCGCCUCGCCCAGCCUUCCUCCACGUCUGCCUGUUUCAAAACGCUAAAAACGCCAAUUUACUUGUUACUUCCUCUUCAGGACUUGAGUUCUCCUGCCAUAUUGAAAUAUAUCUCCACUCUAAAAGUAGAGUUGAUUAUUAAAAAAAAAAAAUAAUAAGGUACUAUUAUAAUAUGUGCAUUUUAAUGUGUAAAUAAAUGUUAUCAUUAGAUGCCGUGCCUACUCAUAAGAAGAUUUAAAAAAAAACCAGAACACGAUGCUGCAGCGGUGUCGACGUCCAGCCGACUCCGCAGAGACGUCGACAGGAGAUAAUGGAGUCACUGCGGAGACGUCUCCCGUCCUGUCUGUCUGUCUGUCUGUCUGUCCACGUCCUGGUUUGUCUGUUUGUCAGUUGUAAAGAGGUGGAGCUGCUCUGGCGGCGGAAAUAAAUCUCAUUGGUUGAGUCAAACCUCGGUGGGCGGAGCCGAAAGGAACGCCGGUGCCGACGAAAGAGCCGCAGGUCUGGUUCAAAGCAGAUUUUUAACUCCUCGUGGCUCCGGAUGAGCAGGCAGCGCGUCUUUGUAACAGUCGUAACAGAAGACGAUGAAGCUGAGGAACGACGGAUAACAACGCAAAUACGGACCGAUAGAGAAAAUCAAAAAAUACAGAAAACAAAAGUUAAUAAAAGCGGGAUGUUGACGUGUCCCUUCAUGAAAUUCACUUAAAGAAAGACAUCAAACAAAAUCCAGCUUUCCCAUAUUUUCAAAAACGUGUCCUGCUUUUUAGUCCGAAGUUAUUGUUUCCAUCCUAAAGAUAGAAAUCACGUCGGUCCGCUCACCGGUUUUCUGAAGGCGUUUGGAUUUCAAACGUGCAGACCGAAGUCUGCCUUGUGGUCCAGCAGAGGGCGCUCUUAACCUCCACUAUCGGCGGCCCUGUAGACCGAUCGGUAAGCGAAGCUAAUCGAUACAAAUGGAGGAGGACACUCGCGAGCGAAGUGACAGGAAAAACACGUCCGAAUGUUGGACGGCAUGUUUGCAAGCUGUUUUAUUUAAGUCGGAAUAACUCUUAAAGUAACGUAUUUCAGCUAUUAACGUGACAAACUUGCAGUUAACGAGAGAGAAGAACAACAUGGACGCCAGGUCCGACUGAACCACGGAGUCUGAUUAUCAGGCGGAGCUACAAGUACUGAGACGCGGUACAUUUACUCACGUAAAGUAUAUUUACCUCUAAAUUUGACUACGUUAUACUGCUGCUGGGCCAUUAUUAAUAGCUAUAAUUAAUAUGUUAACGAGUUACUGAUCCAAUCGCUGAUUAGUUCACGUUUAAAGAAACGUCUGGCUCAGCUGGUUAAAUGAACCAAAGCUCAGAUAACAUCUGUUCGUUUUUAAUUUCCCAAUAUUUUUAAACGUACAUAUAAAUUACUGCCACCAAGUUUUGGUUAUAAAUGAAUGUGUCCGACGCUAAUGUUUGGCAAUAAAACACGAGAUGCGAGUCAUUUAGAUUAGAGUAGCGCAGAAUAUUAAAUUAGAUUUCAAGAUUUCAAAUCAAAGAGCCACACGGGGUCAAAGUCUGUUAAUACAUUUGAAGUCUGUACGAUUUAAAAUUCACUGAGGAGCAACACAAGUACAUUUAAAAAAAACCCAAAAUACUUCAACCGUCACAAAGGGAGAGUUCAGUUAAAGAGACAAAUACACAAUGCAAAUGUGCAAAAAUGAGUAGUAAUAGUAUAGUUAGUAGUACUUCUUCCAGUCCUACUGGGCGAAUAUAACUUUAUUUUCAGUUAAUGAAGUUUGACAAAAAAAUCUUUAUUUUUAAAAGACGAUCAGUUGACGUCAGGAAAAAAAACAUCGGAUGAAAAGUUUUGCAUUUUUAUUCUAUCAGCGCUAACGCCUGAGUCAUAAUUUGAACUUUAUUAAGUCAAAAUCAAAACUGAGAUGUUAAAGUUUUGACUUGUGUUUUAAUCUAGCUAACGCGCCAUUAAAGAUUAGCUUAACUUUCCCACCCGAAAGCGGGAAAGAGUUAAAAAAGACAAGUUAUUUGAUUCAAGUCUUGGAUGUGAAAACUUUCUUAACGUUGUUAAAUCUUGUUUAAAAAAAAAAGGAAGUGACACUCCUGCCGGGAGCGUAAAUUUAAAAAACAUAAAACCAAGUGAACGUUUUCCAUUUCCUCCGGAAGCUAGUUAGCUUACACUGCUAGUUGUUUGCUUGUUUGAACUCGGCCCGUUGGCUAUGCUAACGAGAAAACUAGCAACAGUGUGCUUAGCUUGUACGUUGAUUAACUGUCAUUCUUUGGCUCCGCCCACUGAGGUUUAACCUGUCCAAUCAGAUCAUUUCUGACGUCUGUGGAGGUCAAACUGAGCGUCCUGUUUGGACGUCUGUUUGAGAUUCAUUUAUUCCAAAAUAACAUUCAGUUUCUUCUUUCUACAGCAUUAAAAUAUCAGUUGCAUUUCGGAAGAAAAAUUCCUAAUCAGGAAUAUUUGGGAAACCCGUCCAGAAUGUGGUUAGCCUAGCUUAGCUCAAAGACUGGAAGCAGGGGGAAACUGUUAGCCUAGCAUCAUAAAAAGAGAGAAAAUCCCCAAAUCUGUCAUGUUUUAUCUGGUUUAUUGAACAUUAAAAAUGAGACAUCGUGGUUUUAGCAGCGGCUAGCAGUUUCCCCCUGCUUCCAGUCUUUGUGCUAAGCUAGGCUAACCACACCCUGGACACAGAGAUGAAAAAAAGAGGGGUUUUGCUAAAAUGUUGGACUGUCGCUUUAACUGCGAGUUGUUUUUCUCUCCUCAGCAGCAGGAUGGCGUGCACGUCCACCCAGAUCACCUGUGUGUGUGUGUGUGUGAAGCUGACGGUUCAUACAGUAGCUAUUUAAGAGCAGUAACUUAGUGCUUUUCUCUGUAAUAAAUAUGCAAGAAAACCCCCAGUAUAGGAAUAAUCUCUAAUAUGUAAAUCUGUAAUGUUUGUUUUUGUUUUGGUGGUGUUGUUGUUUUGUACAGCAUCUGGUUCGGUGCCUUAUGAGUUUACCAAGGAAAUGAAAAACUCUGUAUACAGUCUGUCCAAUGUAACGAUUUUUAAGUAAAUAACCUUAUUUUAGUACACAAA